AACUAGCCGCCAUUUUACAUUAUCGGGACAGGAGUGAAAACCCGACCUACCCCGGGAAUCGUAGAUUUUUUUUUCUUUUUUUUUGUAACACCCUGAAAUCAGACAAAAUCAACACCGUGCACCUUAGUGAACUAUCAAAUGAUGUCUGGAGACAUGGUGACUGAUCAAGUAAAUGGAAAUGGUACAGAAGAACCAAUGGACACAACUACAGUGGACACAACUGCAGUGGACACAACUGCAGCAGAAGUUAAACAUUCAGACCAUUUCCAGACUUUAUUAGACGCUGGUUUACCACAGAAAAUUGCUGAAAAAUUAGAUGCAAUUUACGUAGCAGGACUGGUAGCACACAGUGACCUAGAUGAAAGGGCUAUUGAAGCGUUGAAAGAAUUUAAUGAAGAAGGUGCUCUGCAAGUCCUGCUUCAGUUUAAGGAAAGUGAUCUGUCGCACGUGCAAAACAAAAGUGCAUUUCUCUGUGGAGUAAUGAAGACUUACAGACAGAGGGAGAAGCAAGGGACCAAAGUUUCAGAUUCCACAAAGGGACCAGAUGAGGCAAAAAUAAAGGCUCUGCUUGAUAGAACCAGCUAUACACUUGAUGUGACAACGGGUCAGCGCAAGUAUGGAGGCCCCCCCCCAGAGUCUGUGUAUUCAGGUUCUCAACCCACUAUUGGAACAGAGAUAUUUGUUGGGAAAAUUCCUCGAGACUUGUUUGAGGACGAGCUGGUGCCGCUCUUUGAGAAGGCGGGACCUAUCUGGGAUCUACGUCUAAUGAUGGACCCACUUAGUGGCCUGAACAGGGGGUACGCCUUUGUCACUUUCUGCACUAAAGAGGCUGCCUCAGAGGCAGUAAACCUGUGUAAUAAUCAUGAAAUACGCCCCGGCAAACACAUUGGAGUGUGUAUAUCUGUUGCCAAUAACCGGCUGUUCGUCGGCUCCAUCCCCAAGAGUAAAACGAAAGAGCAGAUGGUUGAGGAGUUUGCUAAAGUCACAGAGGGUCUUAAUGAUGUCAUACUGUACCAUCAGCCGGAUGACAAAAAGAAGAACCGAGGUUUUUGCUUUUUGGAAUACGAGGACCAUAAAACUGCUGCUCAGGCCAGACGCAGGUUGAUGAGUGGCAAGGUGAAAGUCUGGGGGAAUGUGGUUACUGUGGAAUGGGCAGACCCCAUCGAGGAACCCGAUUCGGAGGUCAUGGCCAAGGUCAAAGUUUUGUUUGUCCGAAACCUUGCGAACAGUGUUACGGAAGAAAUACUGGAAAAAUCAUUCGGCAAGUUUGGUAGACUGGAGCGAGUGAAAAAGCUGAAAGAUUACGCGUUCAUUCACUUUGAUGAGAGGGACAGUGCAGUCAAGGCAUUGGCUGAAAUGAAUGGCAAAGAUCUAGAGGGAGAGCACAUUGACAUAGUCUUUGCAAAGCCCCCCGAUCAGAAGAGGAAAGAACGCAAAGCUCAGAGACAAGCAGCCAAAACUAACAUGUAUGAUGAUUAUUAUUACAACUACGGCCCCCCUCAGUUGCCCCCUCCCACAAGAGGUGGAAGAAGUAGAGGUGGUGGUAGGGGAGGGUAUGCUUACCCCCCUGACUAUUAUGGCUAUGAGGAUUACUACGAUUAUUAUGGUUAUGACUACCACAAUUACCGUGACGGAUACGAGGACCCCUACUACGGCUAUGAUGACUAUCAGGCUCCCGCAAGAGGAAGAGGGGGCAGAAGUGCCUGGGGGCCAUCACCAGCCAGAGGCCGAGGCGGUGCAGGUGCUUUCAGGGGCAGAGGUGGCUUCUCACCGCGUGGCGGUCCAGGAUCAAGCAGAGGAGGUGUACGAGGUGCCAGAGGAGGUGUGCAGCAGAGAGGCCGCGGCGGGGUACGUGGUGCAAGGGGUGGCCGCGGUGGAAAUGUAGGAGGAAAGCGCAAAGCUGAUGGGUACAACCAGCCAGAUUCCAAGCGGCGCCAGACCAAUAAUCAGAACUGGGGCUCUCAACCCAUUACUCAGCAACCGCUCCAAGGUGGUGAUCGUUCUGCAGGGAAAAGAGGUCGAGGCCGGUCCUGACCUGUAACUAUGAAGACUGACCUGCUACUUACUGUAUGUGGGGGUUACACCAGGAAGCUGCCAAUGGAAGUGAUGGUAAGGUCAACUCAAUGGUCCAAUGAUAUUCCAGCCUUAAAGCAGCAUAUCUCCCAGAACUGCUACAGGAGAAGAUGAUCAAAAGAGAACUCAAAUCACUUGCUUGGACUUUUUUAUAUUAACCUGUCACCUUCCCCCAUAUCCCCAAAGAGUAUGCCAUUUUAAAUGACUGAAGAUGUUGAGAUUUCCCAGGGGACUCUUCAUCCUGAAAUGAAAUGUAAUUAUGUAUUUGCACUUUGUCUAAGUUUGAAGUGGCUCAGAGAAGCUUGAUGCUAAUGUACAUUUGUGUGGUUAAUGCAGCUUUAUGCUGGAAUAGACAUGUUUUGAUUUGGAUUGGUUUUAAGAGAAUGUUUUAAGGCGUAAUCCCCUGGCGUAAAUAGUCAGGCAUUCCAGGAAGGUGGUUAUUUUCAGAAUUUAUUUUAAAGGGUUGGUUAACUACAGUGGUGAAAAAAGUACUGAAUUGUCAUACUUGAGUAAAAGUAAAGAUAUGUUAAUUAGAAAAUGACUCAAAUAAAAGUGAGUCACCCAGUAAAAUACUACUUGAGUAAAAGUAAGUAUUUGGUUUUUAAAUAUAUUUAUAAAAAGUAAUUGAUAACAUGUAAUUCAGUAUCAAAAGUCUACAUUUCAAAUUCCUUAUUAAGCAAGCCACACGGCACCAUGUUCUUGUAUUUUUAUUUAUUUACGGAUAGCCAGGGGCACACUCCAACACUCAGACAUAAUUUAAACGAAGCAUUUGUGUUUAGUGAUUCCGCCAGAUCAGCGGCAGUAGGGAUGACCAGGGAUGUUCUCUUGAUAAGUGUGUGAAUUGGACCAUUUUCCUCUCCUGCUAAGCAUUCAAAAUGUAAGAAGUAGUUUUGGGUGUCAGAAAAUGUGUGGAGUAAAAAAGUACAUAAUUUUAUUUCGGAAUGUAGUGAAGAAAAAGUUGUCAAAAAUAGUAAAGUACAGAUAAGCAAAAAAUUGACUAAAGUAAAAAUACUUUUAAGUACUACUUAAGUACUUUACACCACUGGUUAACUACCUCUGUACAGAGGAUUCAACUGCCCUGUUUUUACUGUAAAUAGGAAAACUUCAUUGAUGAAAGAAGGGCUUGUUCACCCACUAAAUAUUAGGACUGUGAAGGUACCAGUAUCGCACAAAAAUUUUUUUCCCAUGGCAAAAAUAACAACACGAAGCAGACAACUCUUUGUUACUUUAAACAUCUACUGUAUGUAAAGUAUUGUGUGCUAUAGCUUGGAAAGUAAAUACAUGUGACUGGAUGACACCAUAAUGUUUUUUCCAACUUUAGGGUUUUGUUUCCUUGCCACAAUACGAGUUUCGCGAUACUGGUAUCAUCCCGGCCCUACUAAAUAUGCACAAGAGCAACAGCAGAGCACAUGUAGUUUUAUUAUAGGUGCUGCAUGCUAUUUGUCCGACACUGCGAACAGUCAAACGCUGCAUGUUAAAUAAUCUCAUGUAAUGAGCCUGAAUGAACAAGCCUUGCUUUCAUCUAGGCUGAACUGAAUUUGCGGUGUGCUUCUUCAGAUAAUGUAGUUACUUACUGGUUGUAUUAUAGUUUAGGAAAAUGUUACUUUUGUAAAAGCUUGAACACCAGACAAACAACAUUUUUCAAGCUUUAAAGUGUCCCUUUGCUCAAUGGGAUAGGAAGUCUAACUUUUGUAUAUAAUCGCAUCCCUUUUGUAAGGUUGCGUACACUAAUGUUUGAAAGCCAUCCACCUACUUUGUGUACAGAUAUUUGCCUUAUCAUGUUGUACAACUUGAGCAUUGAUCAGACAUCCAACCAGCUGCCUUUUUGUCACAUUUGACAAGUGUCUUCAAUCUGCAUCAUGUUGAAUAUAUGAUUAGUAGCGGAGUUAGCUGGAUAUGACUGGUUUUAUCCAGUUCAAAAAGGAUGCGGCAGCUUUUUAAAAAUUGCAUAAAGGAUACUGAACAACUUGAUCAGGUUUUUUACACAGUUGACUCCCUCAGUAAGUCUAUCAUUAGACAACCUUUGAAAAUACCCGUGUUAAAAUAUUGUUGGCUGGCUAACAAGUUUUUUUUUUUUUUUUUGCAGUCUUGCAAAUAAAUUGUUUUAUACUGUAAAUUGAGGUGAGUAAUUUAUUUAAAAAAAAUAAAGGUCUUGAUUUGAUUGUA
Molecule: messenger RNA, 4239 nt
Organism: Oncorhynchus nerka (sockeye salmon)
Lineage: Eukaryota; Metazoa; Chordata; Actinopteri; Salmoniformes; Salmonidae
Product: heterogeneous nuclear ribonucleoprotein Q-like
Exons: 12
Coding region: 139-2034 (631 amino acids)
Biological process (GO): CRD-mediated mRNA stabilization
Cellular component (GO): CRD-mediated mRNA stability complex; nucleus; ribonucleoprotein complex
Molecular function (GO): mRNA 5'-UTR binding
Source: RefSeq, a predicted model, not a curated record